This is a messenger RNA of Eruca vesicaria subsp. sativa (arugula), 819 nucleotides long. Lineage: Eukaryota; Viridiplantae; Streptophyta; Magnoliopsida; Brassicales; Brassicaceae. The record is from the annotation of a GenBank genome assembly.
AUGGCCACUCUUGUUCAAACCGCUGCUUUUCCCAUCCUCUACAUCCCUCUUCUGCUCCUUCCUUCUUCUUCUUCGGAUCCUGCUUCUUGCUCCCUUAAAACCAUUCUCUUGAUCUAUGUUCUGAUCGGUGUCAUUAUCGCUGGAGACAACAUGCUCUACUCUGUUGGACUUUUCUACCUCUCUGCAUCGACUUAUUCGCUCAUUUGCGCUACCCAGUUAGCGUUUAAUGCGGUCUUCUCUUAUUUCAUCAAUGCACAGAAGUUCACUGCUUUGAUUCUCAACUCAGUUGUGCUCCUCCUCUUCUCUGCUGCUGCUUUGAUUGCGCUUAACGACGAUGCGGACACCCCUUCUAGUGUCUCUAGGUCCAAGUACAUUGUUGGGUUCGUGUGUACACUCGCUGCAUCAGCUCUCUACUCUCUAUUGUUCUCCCUCAUGCAGUUCUCCUUUGAGAAGAUUCUGAAGAAAGAGACGUUUUCAGUGGUUCUCGAGAUGCAAAUCUUCACUUGUCUAGUGGCGACCUGUGUCGUGGUUAUCAGGAUUUUUGCUAGCGGGGAGUGGAGAACGCUGCACGGAGAAAUGGAAGGGUAUCAUAAAGGUAAAGCCUCUUAUGUAAUGUCUCUGGUCGGGACAGCAGUUACAUGGCAAGUGUGUUCUGUAGGAGUUGUGGGUUUGAUAUUUCUGGUGACGUCGCUCUUCUCAAACGUUAUUAGUAUGCUCUCUUUAGCUGUGACACCACUCGCGGCUUUGGCUGUGUACCAUGAUAAGAUGAGUGGGGUUAAGGUUAUGGUGAUGCUGAUCGCUCUUUGGGAAUCAUUUUGA